AUUCUAUCUAGGUGAUGCGUUUCAUACUUACAAGCAGUUUGUGUCUGAGACUAUCUGGUGAGGAUUUACAUGGCUUUGGAGCGAAUAUGGUGGGCUUGCAGUAGCGAUUGACAGAAAAUGCGACUGGGGUCGUGUUUGCUCCAAUGGCUGGGGAUAGGGACUGCGAUCCUUUCUUUAGUUUCCAACAGCCGGUCUCAAGAUAAUGCGGAAGACUGGCAUUACGAGGAGUGCAAGCUUUCCCGGACAGGUCCACCUGCCACCAUAGUAGCGAUUGACGAGGAAAGUCCAAAUGGGACAGUCCUGGUUGAGAAUAUGCAAAUAAAUGGAAGAUCUCAAGACCCAGACCGGACCAUUUCCUUGUCCUUGCGUGACAACUACGAUCGUUGGGUUAUCUUGGACCCGGUGGCACAGCGAUUAUACCUGAACAGCACUGGUCGAGUUCUUGACAGAGAUCCUCCGUCCUACACCCUUUCCAUCGUGGUGCAGGUGCAGUGCACCAACGAGCUGGUCGGCACGGUCAUCCUGCACGAGGUGCGGAUCGUCGUGAGGGAUCGUAACGACAACACCCCUCGUUUCCAGCAGCCGCGCUACUAUGUAGCCGUAAAUGAGCUGACCCCUGUUGGCACGACCAUCUUCACCGGCUUCGCUGGAAACAACGGCGCCACAGACAUCGACGACGGGCCCAACGGACAAAUCGAGUACAUCAUUCAGUUCAACCCCAAUGACCCGACAUCAAACAGAACCUUCAGCAUCCCUCUCACCCUCGCCGGGUCUGUCGUGCUCCGAGAGAGGCUCAACUAUGAGGAAACCACGCGAUACCUGGUCAUUAUUCAGGCCAAUGACCGGGCCCCUUAUCCUAACGACCGUCUGACCGCCACCACCACGCUAACGGUGGACGUGCUGGACGGGGAUGACCUGGGGCCGAUGUUUCUGCCCUGCACGCCGGUGGGCCACACCCAAGACUGCAACCCGCUUACCUACAAGGCUGUGAUCCUGGAGUUCACCGACCCUAGUAGAGUGAACCCCGUUAACGUCACUCCGCCCAUUCAAGCGGUUGAUCAAGACCGAAAUAUCCAGCCUCCCUCGGACCGGCCGGGCAUUCUUUACUCCAUCCUCGUUGGUAAACCGGAGACGUACGCAGAGUACUUCUCACUGAAUCAAACCACGGCCGAGCUCCACCUCCUCAAGCCAAUCAGCAGGGACCUGUACCACAAAUUUGACUUGGUAAUCAAGGCAGAGCAGGACAACGGACACCCCCUGCCAGCAUUCGCGAGUUUGCACAUCGAGGUCCUCGACGAGAAUAACCAGGCCCCGUAUUUCAACGUGUCCUCGUAUGACGGAUUCAUCAUGGAGUCCGCACCAGUGGGGACGACUAUCUCCAGCAAUCCCAAUCUCACAGCGCCCCUCAGCAUCAUCGCUUUGGAUAAUGACAUUGAGGAGACAAAAGACCCCAUGGUGGAAAUAUCCUUGGACAGCUACAACACCAUCUUCUCCGUGACGCCGCUGGGUAUAGCGCGUUAUCUGACCCUGCUGAAACCGGUGGACCGUGAAGAGCAGCAGACGUACACCUUCACGAUGAUUGCCUCUGACGGGGUCCAGGAGAGUGUGCCGGUGACUGUUAAUAUUUCGGUGAUCGAUGCCAACGAUAACACUCCAACCUUCCCCAACAUCUCCUACAGUGUCGAUGUUUACACAGACAUGCAACCGGGGGAAACAGUGUUACGGCUGAUGGCCCAGGAUGCGGAUGAGGGCCCCAACGGGAUGAUAAGCUACGAGAUCUUGGCCGGCGAUCAGGGAGACUUCACCAUCGAUAAGCGCAGCGGUCUGAUCGCCGUGGCGCCCGGGGUGGACCUGGUCGUGGGACGCUCAUACGCCCUGACGGUCAAGGCCGAGGAUAACGCCCACGAGUCACAGAGAAGGAGCUCCAUCACCACCGUGUACAUAGAGGUCCUCCCUCCCAACAACCAGAGCCCCCCUCGCUUUCCCUUCUUCACAUACAACCUGGAGGUCAGCGAAGCCAUGAGGACCGGGGCCGUCCUGCUCAACCUGCAGGCAAUGGACCGGGAAAAGGAUCCAAUCACGUACCACAUCCAAAGCGGUGAUUCAGAAAACAACUUCAACCUCUCAGAGAGUUCAGGGCUACUGGUGUUGAGGAAGGCACUGGACAGAGAGACCACCGAUCAGUACGUCCUCAUCAUCACCGCCGGCGACGGGCGCCCAGAGGGGAUUUCCACAGCCACGGUGACGAUAGUGGUCACUGACGUCAAUGACAACGAUCCGGUUUUCGACACGCUUCUGCCCAAAAACUUCACUGUCCAGGAAGAGCAGGCCAAUUUGUUUGUUGGUCAAGUAAAGGCCUCCGAUCCGGAUGCUGGGGUGAACGGGCAGGUCCGGUACAGGCUGGUGAGCCACGCGGGUCUGUUCCGGAUAAACGCUAACGGCAGCGUCUUCACGGCCGUGCCGCUGGACCGCGAGGCCCGCAGCGAGUACCGCGUGAUCGUAGAGGCCUCGGACGGAGCGGUAGACCCCCGCCGCACCACCGUCACGCUCUCCGUCCAGGUGCUGGACGUCGACGACAACAGCCCCGUCUUCUCCCAGGCCUCCUACGCCGCCAGCCUGCCGGAGAACAGCCCCCCGGGCACGGUGGUCCUUCAGCUGAGCGCCAAAGAUGCGGACCUCAACUCCAACAUCACCUACCGGAUAAGGACAGAGGAGGCCAGCAAGCUGUUCUCCGUUAAUCCGGUUACCGGGCAGCUGUCGGUGUUACAGACCCUGGAUUUCGAAAGCCUCUCCACUUCAGAGGCCACUUACACCUUUGUAGUGGAGGCCUUAGACAGUGGAGGGAGCAUGCCACCGGGGAUGGCUACUGUCACCGUAAAAGUCACAGAUAUGAACGAUUACUCCCCGGCGUUCAGUCAGGCCAUGUACCGGGGAAUGGUGGCGCCCGAUGCGGUCAAGGGAACGGUCAUCGCCACGGUGUUCGCCGAGGACCAGGACCCCGCGGAUACUGCAGCCAGUCGCGUUCGGUACAGGGUGGACCCGGACCAGUUUCCCUACAGCAACAGCAUUUUCGAGGUGGAAGAAGACUCCGGAAAUAUCAUCGCCAGGGUCAAUCUCAACGAGGAGCCCAGCACAACGUUCAGGCUUGUUGUCGUCGCGUAUGACGACGGCGACCCAGUGAAGCUCAACAGGACCCUGGUGGAGAUAACUGUUCUUCAGCCUUCAGUAAUCCCCGUCUUCAUCCAAGAAGAAUACAGGUUUGCCCCUGUGAGUGAGAAUGCUAAAGUGGGAAAGGUCAUUGGAGCCGUAAUGGCCGCUGCUGUCAACCAGACUAUAGUGUACUCCAUUGUGGAAGGAAACGGAAAUGGAGUAUUUUCCAUGAACAACAUCACCGGGGUCAUCUCCACGGCCAGCUUGUUAGACUACGAGUCCGUCAGCGGCUACGUCCUCCGUGUGCAAGCAGACUCCAUGAGCGUGGUCGCAUCCAACCUACGCGUGACCGCCAAAACCAACACAGCCAAAGUGUUUAUUGAUGUUCAGGAUGAAAAUGAUCACCCGCCUGUUUUCACCAAAAAGCUCUACCUGGGAGGGGUGACGGAAGACUCCAAGACGUUCACCUCUGUGCUCCAGGUCCAAGCUUUGGACAAGGACACAGGGAAUUACAGUUCAAUGCAGUACAGGCUGAACAUUCCACCUACGGCCCGAAAUAAAAAAGACGGCUUCGUGGUGGAGCCGUACACGGGCGUCAUUAAAACCGCCAUCAUGUACAGAAACAUGCGCCGGUCCUACUUCAAAUUCGACGUGGUUGCGACGGAUAACUAUGGGAAGGGUUUGAGCAGCAAAGCACAGGUAGUGGUCUCCGUGGUCAAUCAGCUCGACAUGCAGGUGGUGGUGUCCAACGUGCCGCCCACGGACGUGGAGCAGAACAAGGACCGACUCAUCGGGAUUCUGGAGCGAUACGUUCAGGACCAGAUCGCCGGGGCCAAAAUUGUGGUUGAGUCCAUCGGCCCGCGGAGGUAUGGGGAAGGGUACGAGCAGGAGGACUACUCCAAGUCCGACCUCAUGGUAUACGCCAUCGACCCCAUGACCAACCGGGCUAUAUCGCGACAGGAGCUCUUCAAGUUUCUGGACGGGAAGCUCCUGGACAUAAACAAGGAGUUCCAGCCCCACCUGGGCCCCGGCGGACGCAUCCUGGAGAUCCGCACGCCGGACAUCCUGGCCAGCGUGAAGAAGGCUGCGCAGGCCAUGGGCUACACAGAGGGGGCGCUGCUGGCCCUGGCCAUCAUCAUCAUCGUCUGCUGCAUUCCCGCCAUCCUCAUCGUCAUGGUGACGUACAAACAGUUCAAAGAGCGACAGGCCGAAUGCGCCAAAACCGCCAGGAUCCAAAUGGCAUUGCCAGCUGGCAAAACCGCCGGGGGUGGUGCCAACAACCUCUACGAAGAACUUGGAGACAGCUCCAUGCGAGGAUAUGGACAUCAAGAGCAACAGCAAUUGCUAAGGCCAUCUCUUCUAAGACCAGAGGAGCUCUCCAUGGAGUCUGGCAUCGACCCAGGGCAGGAGUACUACACUCAAGAUUACUAUAAUUAUGACCACGGCUAUGAGCUUCCACAGUAUGGCAGUCGCAGGAAGCUGAUCUCUCCGUCAGGUCUGUAUGACGAGUAUGGAGAGGUCAUUGUGGAUGAUGAUGGAAGCUUCUACUACAGCCCACAUGGGUCAGAGGUUUCCACGCGAGGCAGGCAGCCAAAGCGUGGCCAAGGUCUGCCUGGGAGACCUCAGAAAGAGGCUUUUGGGGUCCCGCCUCCAGCCGAUCCAGUCGAUCAGGCCGAGCCCACGGACAAGGGCCCAGAGUCCGGGGGCUCAAAGGCGGCUAAGAGGACGAAGCUGAUCAUGAAACUCAGCAAGUUCUUAGUGGCCAGCAGGGGCACCGCUGAGCAGGAUGAUGCCUCCACCCCCAUCCCCGCCUCACGUCUCGUUCCGUGGAAAAAGUCCAGAAUAUUCCCCAUGAUGUUCUCCAAGGAGAAAAACGAUGGCAGGGACUACAACAAGCUGGCUUCCACACGGCGCCUGGACAGCCUGGAUGGAGGGAUGGUCAUCAGCGGCAGUUAUUUCAAGUCUGACGCCAAGUCGUCGGCAAAGAAGCGACUUGGGAAGGCGUUGAACCGCAUUAACAUCUCUCAGAAGCUGCACUCACGGAGAGUGUCCCAGAGCAGCAGCAGCAAGAGUGAGACAGAAGAGGCCUCUUCCCAGGCUGCUGGUGACUCUGACAGGGAUGUGAGAAGACCCAAAGUCUCUAUCAGUGACAUGGGCGAGAGUGAAUCUGAGGCCGGCAGCACAGGGCCCUCUAUGGGGGAGGAGGACUCAUUGUCAAAAAGCAGCAUCGCCCCUUACACUGAAGGCAAAAGCUAUGUUAAACUGGACAUGCACCCAAAUUACCCCAACGAGAGCACUGUGGAUUCAGAUAACGAAGGCCCGGUAGAUUCAGAUGAGAGCAAGUCAAAGUCUGACACAGACAAAGAGUAUUCAGCCACAGAAAAAGAGUCAGAGACUGAGAGAGAAUCAGAGACAGAAAGAGAAUCAGUCACAGAAAAAGAGUCAGAGACAGAGAAAGAAUCAGACUCAGGAAGGGAAUCUGUGACCGAGAAAGAAUCAGUCACAGAAAAGGAGUCAGAGGCCGAGAAAGAGUCUGAAACAGAAAAGGAAUCUGAAACGGGCCAGGAGUCUGACGAUAAUGAUAAUAAUGCCGAAAAUAGUGUAUCAUCAGGGGAUGAGAAGUCACGGACAUCACAGAUAUCCUCUGCCCAUGCCUCCAAGAGAGGGAGUAGCACAAGGUCUUCAAGCAGGUCAGGAAGUGGGAGAACCAGUGGCGCAAAGAGCAGAGGAGCUUUGGCGUACAGCCAGGGCAGUGGUAAACUCUCCUCUGAAUCCGAGGUUAACAAGGAGGUCACUGACAGAAGCUCCAGGAGCCCAAGAUCCACAAGAGGGAGCUCCAGAUCAAGGAAGUCAUAUUUCCAUGGAGGACCAGAAGACACGAUUGAAGAGGAAAGUGAGGAAGAACAGUCCGUUUCUGGAGAAGAAGAGCAAAGAACAGAGAGCCCACAGUCAGAGGACUCAGAAGAAGGCAUGAGUGAAGGGCCCACAUCCAAGAGGUCCAGUUUGAAACAGAGCAGUCAGUCCGAUAACAACACAAGUGUGGGGUCCCACAGUGAGACAACGGUCAGGACGAAGACCAGAAGCAAUGUGAACGAGAACUCAGAGGAGGGCAAUGAACUGUCACCAAUAUCAGAAGAGGAUGAAGACCCCGGUGCAUCCAAGGUAGCGUCCCUGGCCCGUAAAUCAGGGAGCACGGUCAGUGGACGGGCCAAUUCAAGAAAAUCCAUGUCUGGUACUACCGGCCACAGCGCUUCUUCCAGGCCGCGAACUUCCCGGUCGGGUCGUUCCGCUAUCUCCGGAUCCCGUUCUCUGUCCUCUGCCAACGUUGUUUCUCGUAGCCGCCGCUCGUCAGCUGCCAGGGCAUCCUUGGAUCCUGGCAGCCAGUCGUCAUUGGACGGGACCACCGAGGAGGAGGAGUCCGAAAACGAGACCACGGAUUCAGAGGCCACAGGAGCUGGGACAUUUAAAUGAAAUUGGCAGAGUCACUGAGUCACUGAGUAAGCUUAGCGCAUCCCUUUCCCUUUCCUUUGUCAUAUUCUUGCAGAAUAUGAGUACCUCACGUGGACUGUGCGCACCUUCUCCUCAGUCUAAUUUCUUUAUCUCCAUCUCUCCCUUCAGACCUGCUCGGAAUUGUGCAAACAUCCACAACCUUGCCUUGCCCUUUUUCUGGCUGCCCUGUGUGGACCUGUAGUGCUGUUUUGUUAUUUGAAGAGUGGAACUGAUACCCUUUCGAGUGCUGUGUCCUUCUCUAUGUGUGAUAAUCUGAAAUUCUCAACAGGCAAUCAGUUGAUGCAGUGGAAUUGAA
Messenger RNA from Conger conger (European conger), 6955 nucleotides. RefSeq names its product protocadherin-related 15b (gene pcdh15b). Gene Ontology annotation, molecular function: calcium ion binding; cadherin binding. The transcript is spliced from 38 exons. NCBI's taxonomy places the organism in Eukaryota, Metazoa, Chordata, Actinopteri, Anguilliformes, Congridae. Gene Ontology annotation, biological process: homophilic cell-cell adhesion; multicellular organism development; inner ear development. The record is from RefSeq and is a predicted model, not a curated record. Gene Ontology annotation, cellular component: adherens junction; stereocilium; catenin complex. The coding region runs from base 118 to 6621 and encodes 2167 amino acids.